Molecule: messenger RNA, 747 nt
Organism: Ilex paraguariensis (yerba mate)
Lineage: Eukaryota; Viridiplantae; Streptophyta; Magnoliopsida; Aquifoliales; Aquifoliaceae
Source: the annotation of a GenBank genome assembly
AUGCAUUGCGAAGGUUGCGCCAGAAAAGUCCGUCGAUGCCUCAAAGGGUUCGAAGGAGUUGAGGAUGUUGAGACGGAUUGCAAGACGCAUAAGGUCGUUGUGAAGGGAGAAAAGGCAGAUCCAUUGAAGGUACUUGAGAGAGUACAGAAAAAGAGUCACCGACAGGUUGAGCUUCUCACUCCGAUCCCGAAACCGCCGGCCGACGAACCCAAAAAAGUUGAAGAGAAAGAAAUUGCCAAACCCGAACAAAAAACAGAGGAGCCUCAGGUGAUUACAGCGGUUUUGAAAGUCCACAUGCAUUGUGAGGCUUGUUCGCAAGUAAUCAAGAAACGUAUAGAAAGAAUGAAAGGUGUUGAGAGUGCAGAGCCAGAUCUAAAGAGCUCACAAGUGACAGUGAAAGGGGCGUUGGAGCCACAAAAUCUGGUGGAAUACAUACACAAGAGAACAGGGAAGCAGGCAGUGAUUGUGAAGGUAGACCCAGAGAAGAAAGAGGGAGAAGAUAAAGCCAAAGAAGAGAAAAAAGGAGAAGAAAAGGAUGACAAGAAAGUUGAAGAAGAGAGCAAAGAGAAGAAGAAGGAAGCCAUUGAAGAAGCUGCAAAAGCAGCAGCAGCAGCAGCAAGGUUAAAACUUGAUAGAGGAGGACAGAGAACUCCACCAGGACAGUGGCUGGUAGGUGAAAAGUACGGAGAGAGAAUUUUUAGCGCCGCGGUGAAUUUCUUAGUGGAUUUGGCAGGGAAUUGUGAGUAG